Molecule: messenger RNA, 246 nt
Organism: Prunus armeniaca (apricot)
Lineage: Eukaryota; Viridiplantae; Streptophyta; Magnoliopsida; Rosales; Rosaceae
Source: the annotation of a GenBank genome assembly
AUGUUUCUUGUAACAGAAUCAUGGGCCUUAAGAGUGGUGGUACUCGUAGGGGGACUCGUUAGUCGUCCCAACUUCGUGGACAUGAUGCCCCUCAUGAGCUAUGUUGCACGGAUACUCCGAAAUGCUGGAGUGUCGGACACGCCCACACAGCUCCGACACGCCCCCGACACGCCUUCGACACGGUCAAUGGCUCCGACACGGUCAAGACACGGCUCCAACACGGCAGGGACCAGAUUAAAAUUUUGA